Purpureocillium lilacinum is the source of this 2604-nucleotide messenger RNA. NCBI's taxonomy places the organism in Eukaryota, Fungi, Ascomycota, Sordariomycetes, Hypocreales, Ophiocordycipitaceae. The record is from RefSeq and is a predicted model, not a curated record.
AUGGUAGACUCAAGCAUCCUGAAAGCAAUCGGUCCUGCGUUGUAUUUCAGUCGUUCCAGCGCUGUGACAACCAGACGUCAAAGGGCAUUGACCGAUCAUCACAAUCUUCUUCCACCGCAACUUCGUGACAAGGAACUCGCGGGAGACAGUAGGACAACUGGUACGACUGCUCGGCCUGCACCCGUGAUGGACGCAUCGGAGAGAAAGGGUAAGAAUUAUGUACAGCUAUGCGAGUCGUCUCGUGGUCUCCGGUCGAGAGCAAGCUGUCGCGAACAGACCAUUGCUGUAGGAGCCUCAAUGUCGAAGGCCGCCUCAGCUCAGAGCAUGCACGAUCCCAUUCACACGGGCAAGGAUCUUAACUGUUGGCACAGCCUGAACGCGAACAUCAACGCACAAUCCGGGAAAGGUACAAGCGUCUUAGUGGCUUCGGUCGACCAUGGGUGUGCUGUCCGCUUCCACUCACGUAUCAUGAAGCUCUUCACCGCCGACCGCAAAGGUUGGUUGCGGCGAAACCGAGCUCUCCUCGAAUCGGAUCGGCGCGCCCGACCCAAGCGAUACCAGGUCAUGGCUAAGUCCAAUAUGGCAGACUGUAAGAAGCAAGGGGUGGUGGUUCAUGAAAACCGAGUGCGAGAAGACGCUGGACAAGUUCAGGCACCUACCGGGUUCGCUAUAUGUUCAUGCGACCGUGGCUCCAAGGCAGAGCCAUGCCAGGUUGUCCAAGCUAGUCGCGACGACAAAGACUUCACGGCUCUGCCCGACUACAGCCCAUCACUCAACACGCUCUCCCGUCGGACCAACUGCCUGAAGGUGGACUGGGAUGGUCGGCCACUUGACCUAGGAGACGACCCAUAUGCUUACCUACUGCAUCCGGAAGAAGUCACGCUGGCCUCUACCCUUCGCCUCGAUUGUGCGACAUAUCUCACGAGCAAGCGCCACAUCUUUCAGCGGAGGCUGGUAUGCCUGCGUAUUGGCAAAGAGUUUCGUAAGACGGACGCGCAGAAGGCCUGCGGUGGGUUGGUUAGACGAGUCAUUCAUGCGCCAAUUCCUGUGAACAGGUUGGCUCUCUCAAAUUGUUUCGGCUCUGUUCGGUGCGAGACAUGCUGGGAUCCCCAGUGGCAUUGUAUUUUCUACUGCCGACCACCAUUGCCUCCAGGCGUUGCGUUGCCGCAGACAAAAGGACAGCAUACAUUGUCAGACGACGAAGGGGCACAGAUAAUCGUCCAUCAGGUAGGCGACAGUGGACGAGUUUUGGUCUUGUGGUCUGUAAUUCCGUUGCACAGGCGUGUCGGGCGUCGGGUGCGUCUUUCGUGCGGGAGAGGUUCAGGCCAUUCUGGAGGCCGUUCAUCGUUGUGGGCCGUUGCAACUUUAAGAAGCUGGCAUGCGAGGCCGGUAGCCUUAUCGAUAGCUGUUGAGUUUGAUGUUGGGCGUUUAGGUUCAGUCGUGGUGCUGCGUCAAAACAGAACCGAAGGCUGCAUUUCGAUUCGUGCAGUUCGUUGUGGCCAUGAGCAGGCGACUUUCGGUCGAUUUGCAGCUGUUGCUUUCAAAAUUGCGUGUGAUGACGUUUGGGACCAACUGGCAACUAUUAUGCUCACAUUGUACACGAAGUGGGACGGCUAUAUGUUAACUCGGUCCGUUUCUACAGACGGCGAGACCCCUCUCCCAGGCGAUCCUCGGGCGAUUACGAGCGGCUCUCUGGCCGCGUUCAAUAUGCAACCGGCAGAGCUUGGACACACCAUGGGUGCUCCUCUCAGACAGCAUGAAAGACACAGAAAGCAGGUCCUGGACAAAACAGCGCAACAAGCGCGAGUUACUGACGAAAUUCCGCUGGAAGAUAAGCCUUGUUGCUCCAAGGCGGCUUUCGAGCACCCACGGCUUCGGAAAUGCCCCUACGACUUGUCCACAGUCGACUGGGAGAAAGCUAUCCUGCUAGGAGGUGGAUUAGAUGGGUAUGUUUGGACGGUGUACUUUGGGACGAACGGCCCUUUCGCACUUAAGGUGGUAAGUUUACUAUGCUAUCUUGGUUCUCGCGAGACGCUUGCUCUUCUUAUGGCGAGAGUGCCAAAUGCCGCUAUUGUACAGUUGCUUAUUACUGCAGUGCAGCAAGCGACUGCCACCGGACCGAUAAUCAUCAAGAAUAAUCCGAGCUCCAAUCGCGACGCCCAAGCCAAUCUCCUUGCCUUUUUCGAUAAGCAACGACAAAUACGACAAAGUCAGCAGACCACUUUGAAUGAAAGGGACACGAUCAUCUCGACAGCUCCGCCAAUGACCCAAUGUUAUGGGUCGCUGAAGUUUGAUGGCCAAGCCUUCCGCAAAAUGCCUCAUCCAGUACGACCGCCAACACAAAGGUAUACAAGCUUAUAUGCGGGUUUCAACCGACACGAGCUACUUUGGAAUAGUUUACGAAUACGUCGUCGGGGCUCAAAUAAUCAGGAGCUGGUGGAGGAAGUGGAUUUGGUUUUCUAUCGUGCAGGUUUCGGUUACACGCUGUCGCCAGACCGGAGAAAUUGGCGUGGAAGCAGGCUCGUAGAUCAUAGCGAAUAUGUACAUCCACAAGGGUUCGGUACGGACCGAGGCGCGCAACACAGAUUCUGGUGUGACUUUUGA